Molecule: messenger RNA, 2043 nt
Organism: Clonostachys solani
Lineage: Eukaryota; Fungi; Ascomycota; Sordariomycetes; Hypocreales; Bionectriaceae
Source: the annotation of a GenBank genome assembly
AUGGUAUCUAAUUCCUUCACUGAACACAGAGCUCAGGAAUUCGCGACUCCAGCCGACGAUUCGACGCUACGCUCUGAACACCCUCGAAGCUCGACCCCUCCGCUGAGCCCAUCGCAGGCAGCUCUCGGCCAGUCUGCGCCCCUCAUGGCUGACCACCGACCGAUUUCCGAGUCGAAAAAUGUGGCAAGCGGCUUGGUACAGGACGUGUCACUCUCUACCCGAUCGUUGGAGGAUGAUGCCUCGCCGUCGGAAAAGUCUCGCAGAGAUGGCCCUACCUUCAUGCAGAUCAUGAAGGCAUGGUAUCCUGAGCUUCUCUGGGUUGCAUUUGACGUUGCGCUCCUCGUUGCUCUGAUCAUCAUCCUCGCCGAAUUCAAUGACAAGCCGAUGCCGAAAUGGAAACUGGGCCUAACCCUGAACACUGUCGUCGCCAUUCUCUCGACCGUGAGCCGGGCGAUGACCAUCAUCCCUCUGGUCGAGGCCAUGUCACAGCUGAAGUGGAAUUGGUUCGCCUCAAAACAGAGACAGCUCCGGGAUGUGUACUUGUUCGAUCAGGCGAGCCGUGGGCCGUGGGGAGCCAUGGUCCUGAUCUUCAAGACGCGUGGAAGACUCAUCACCUUCGCCUGGGUUGCGGCUGUGAUUCUAGUAUCCGGUCUCGCUACCUCAUUCUUGACACAGUCCGCCGUCACCUACGACCAAGACAGAUUUGUCCAAGUCGACAAUGCCGAGCAGGCAUCGGUCCUCGUCGCCCCGACCUGGCCAGUAUUUAGCAAGUCUAGCAAUGUCACAUAUGAGCAUGACCCAAGCUUCGGGUUCGGUAUUACCCGAUCUGCGAUCCGAGCCGCAUUUCUAAGCGAAGGAGAAACAUGGGAACCUCCCCAACCGCGAUGUCCCGAGGUCAAAUGCGAAUGGCCACCUACAAGCUCUCUUGCCGUGUGCGCCAGUAUACAAAACGUGACAGAGCAUCUUACCUUCGAGACGCGCGACAACAGGGUCAAUGACUCCUACACCGAGAGCAUCACCAACGCUGCUCUUCCCAAUGGUCGUGCCCUUCUCAGCAAGGUACUCGAGACGGGCGUGAAGGCAAUCGGGGGUAACAUGACUGCUUCAGAGUACAAGUUUCCUAUAGAGGAGUUCAACGACCACUCCGUUGCAGACAGAUGGGACACACUUGCGAAAUGGGACAAUCAAGACAUAUUGACGACAGCACUGUCCCAUUUUUACGUCAUCUAUAGCAACAACAACCAAAACGAGGAUCCCAAAUACAGGUUCAGGGCAGCCGAGCUUGUGUAUCAUCUCUGCGUUAAGACUUAUGACGUGGGAUUCGAAAAUAGCGAGCCCACUACCAAGACCGCAUCGACUGCGGUCAAGGUCGACGAGCUUCUUCACCCAGGCCCCAAGUUUGACCAGGAGGAAAGCUCUCUGACCAUGUUGAGCGAAGAAGGCAACGGCCCUUUCAAUGUGUCCGUCGGCUGGACGUUUGAGAUUAUGAGGAACUAUUUCAAACAUGCGUUUACCGGGUCCUGGGUCUGGAACAUCAACGAAACGGAAAUUAUGCCUACAGCUCCCGAACUGAUCUUCCGAAACAUGUUCUUUCGCUUCAACGAGUCCACGCCGGACGAUGAAUUCGACCUCAGAGCCGUCGGAAACCUCCAAAGUCUCACUGAUACCAUUGGCGAUGCCAUGACUGCUUACAUGCGAGAAGUAGACCCGAACCGAGCCAAAUCCGGAGUUGCCUACAGACAGCAAACCAUGGUCAAGGUUCGCUGGGAGUGGCUCAGUCUCCUGAUCAUUCAGAUAGGGCUGACCCUUUUAUUUGUCAUUGCCGUCAUGAUCCAAACAGCCAGGCUUGGAAUGGAUGUGGUCAAGAGUUCCAACACGGCCGAAUUGUUCGCAUUCCAGGGUAUGCACGAAAACGGAGCUGGCUCUAAUCUUGCCCAGGAGACGGAUGGGUUGAAAUACAGAGGCAUCAAGACAGAACUGUCUCCAACUUUGGCUGGGCAGCUCGUACGGGGGGAGGAUGGCUGGAAGUUGAAAAUUUCAUAA